AUGGCAUCAUCAGCGCCGACUCAAGACCAACGGUCAUCGCUCGAGCAGAGUUCUUCGCAAGACAGACACACUUCUCUCGAGGACGAGAGUGUCCCUCCUGAAAAGAUCUCCAUCGUGCAAACCAGAGCUAAAGCACUCGUUGACCACCGUGAAGGCUUGAUCGCUCCGAAGCGCGCGCGGCCACCCCCCAAACAUCACAACGCCGCGGGCCCGAGCCGCCAUUCUACGAUCUCGAGCCUCCCGCAAGGCCGUGACGCGCCCGCUCACACAUACCCGCCGCCCAGCGCUGAUGUUGCAACAGCCGCGAGUGCAGCGCGCGAUGACUCUGGCACGACGGACGCUGCGAAUGAAACUCAGAAAUCAUCGUUCUUGUUCAGGUUCAUCUUCGCUAUGUGCCCGCCGCGCAAGCAAACCGAGUCGCUUGCAUGA
This is a messenger RNA of Peniophora sp. CBMAI 1063, 429 nucleotides long. The record is from the annotation of a GenBank genome assembly. NCBI's taxonomy places the organism in Eukaryota, Fungi, Basidiomycota, Agaricomycetes, Russulales, Peniophoraceae.